Jatropha curcas is the source of this 1528-nucleotide messenger RNA. RefSeq lists its product as uncharacterized. Lineage: Eukaryota; Viridiplantae; Streptophyta; Magnoliopsida; Malpighiales; Euphorbiaceae. The record is from RefSeq and is a predicted model, not a curated record.
GGAAAGAGAAAGGGCAUAGCUUUAGCUUUUCUCUCUUUCGUGUAACGUGUAGUAUAAUAACCAGUCCUUUUCCAGCAAACAUCCAGCUUGCCGUUUUCUUUCUAGUUUUUACUCUUUCAUGGUUCCUCUCCCAUGUGACUAGCGCUCUCCUUCCCUUCACUACCCCAUCUCUCUCUCUCCUUUUUAUUAAUUAUUUAUUUUCUCUACAAAUUCCUUUGAUAAUCCAAGCACACGCAUUUAGAAAUCAACCAAAUCUAAGUCCUCCCUCUAUUUUGCCUCCCUUUCUUUCUCACAUAUUCAGUUCCGGGAGCAAAAAUCGUAAAUAGCAGAUCAAAUUAAAGCAUGAAGAAGCUGAUUUUGGAGCUUUUGGAUUAUGGGUUUUCCUGUUCAUGUUUUUUUGACAAGUGAGGUACUGUAAAUUUCUAUGUUUUGUUAGAUUCUUUUGUUUUUUUCUUGGCAAGGAGUGCUAAGGGUUUGUAGAGAAAGAUAUUGGGUUUUCUUGUUUUGGUAUAAUGAGGGACUUCCCUUCUUGUUUUGGUGAAAGUGGAGUUCAAGUAGCUGAUUCAUCAGCUUCAAACACCACAAAAGCUGCACAGAAUUUGGUUACUUGUGUUUAUCAAUGUAAAUUACGCGGUCGUUUUUGCUUAAUUACUGUUACUUGGACUAAGAAUCUCAUGGGUCAAGGUCUUAGUGUUGCAAUUGAUGAUUCAGCUAAUCAUUGUCUUUGUAAAGUUGAUAUAAAACCAUGGUUGUUCUCUAAAAGAAAAGGGUGCAAGAAUUUAGAGGUUGAUUCUUGUAAAAUUGAUAUAUAUUGGGAUUUAUCUAAUGCUAAAUUUGGCUCUGGACCUGAACCUUUGGAAGGAUUUUAUUUAGCUAUUGCAUUUAACCAAGAUAUGGUGUUACUUCUUGGAGAUAUGAAGAAAGAAGCAUACAAGAAAAUUGAUAAUGCCUCGAUACAUUCCGCUGCCAUUUUUAUUGCUAAAAGGGAGCAUAUUUUUGGGAAGAAGUUUUAUGGUGCAAAAGCUCAGUUUUGUGAUAAGGGGCAGAUGCAUGAUGUCACAAUCGAAUGUGAUACGGUUGAUCUUAAAGAUCCAUGUCUUGUGAUCCGCAUUGAUAGUAAGAUAGUAAUGCAGGUCAAGAGACUAAAGUGGAAGUUCCGGGGCAAUCAUACCAUAUUGGUGGAUGGGCUCCCUGUUGAAGUCUUCUGGGAUGUCCAUAACUGGUUAUUUGGUAAUGCAAUGGGCAAUGCAGUUUUCAUGUUCCAAACUUGCCUAUCUGCUGAGAAAUUAUGGUCUAGCCAAUCUGUUUUUGACCCCUCUGUAUUGACUUGGUCAUACUCUCAGCGAUUCAGAGACUACCAAUUACAAGGUCUUGGUUUCUCACUUAUAUUGUAUGCUUGGAAGAAUGAAUAAAAGUUUAUGUUCAAUUGUUGAGUUUUUUAGCAGAUACUUCCUGCAAUGUUUUCAAGAAUGAUGUGAUAGAGAUACGGUAAAUGCAAUUAUAAGUUUCUUUUCAUUCCUCUUUUCAA